Messenger RNA from Nicotiana attenuata, 1471 nucleotides. RefSeq names its product probable L-ascorbate peroxidase 6, chloroplastic. The record is from RefSeq and is a predicted model, not a curated record. Gene Ontology annotation, molecular function: peroxidase activity; heme binding. The coding region runs from base 60 to 1364 and encodes 434 amino acids. Gene Ontology annotation, biological process: hydrogen peroxide catabolic process; cellular response to oxidative stress; response to reactive oxygen species. Lineage: Eukaryota; Viridiplantae; Streptophyta; Magnoliopsida; Solanales; Solanaceae. The transcript has 12 exons.
GGCCCAAUAGAAGCCACACUCUGAAUUCACUAUCCAAAACAUAAGGAGACUCUCACCCAAUGGCAACUAAUACUCUAAUUUCAGCAUCCUCCCCUUCACCCACUAUGGCUUCUUCUCUCACCGGCGCCGCCUCUCGUUUCCUCCCCUCCGCCACCAUCGCCGCCACCUCCUCCUCCGCCACCACCAGGCUUUCCCUCUCUUCUUCUUCUCCUUCCCUCAAAUGCCUCCAAUCCUCCCCUCUCCUUUCUCACAUCUUCCGCUACCAGAAGCGAUCCUUGGUCGGAACAUCAUCUAGUGGAAGAUUCAGCACGUUAGCCUCGCCGAAAUGCGCCGCGUCUGAUCCUGAUCAGUUGAAAAGUGCGAGAGAGGACAUCAAAGAGCUGUUGAAAAGCACGUUUUGUCAUCCUAUUUUGGUUCGAUUGGGCUGGCAUGAUGCUGGAACUUAUAACAAGAAUAUAGAGGAGUGGCCACAACGAGGUGGAGCUAAUGGAAGCUUAAGAUUUGAAGUUGAACUAAAACAUGGAGCAAAUGCUGGACUUGUAAAUGCACUGAAACUUCUCCAGCCAAUCAAAGACAAGUAUGCUAAUGUGACAUAUGCUGACUUAUUUCAGUUGGCCAGUGCAACUGCCAUUGAGGAGGCUGGAGGACCAAAACUUCCCAUGAAAUAUGGGAGAGUAGACGUUUCUGCGCCCGAGGAAUGCCCAGAAGAGGGAAGGCUUCCUGAUGCUGGUCCUCCUUCCCCUGCUUCUCAUUUACGAGAUGUUUUCUACAGAAUGGGGCUAAACGAUAAGGAAAUUGUUGCACUUUCUGGGGCACACACUUUGGGGAGAUCCAGACCAGAGCGUAGUGGUUGGGGCAAGCCAGAAACAAAAUACACGAAAGAUGGUCCAGGAAACCCUGGAGGACAAUCGUGGACUGUGCAGUGGUUGAAGUUUGACAAUUCCUACUUUAAGGACAUUAAAGAGAGAAGAGACGAAGAUCUGCUAGUUUUGCCAACAGACGCGGCUCUUUUUGAAGAUUCUUCAUUUAAGGAAUAUGCAGAGAAGUAUGCCGUAAAUCAAGAUGUAUUUUUCAAAGAUUAUGCGGAAGCCCAUGCUAAACUGAGCAACCUUGGAGCCAAAUUUGAUCCUCCUGAGGGUUUCUCAAUAGACAAUACUCCUACACAAGGUCAGCCAGAGAAGUUUGUGGCAGCAAAAUACUCAACCGGAAAGAGAGAGCUCUCGGAUGCUAUGAAACAAAAGAUUCGAGCAGAAUAUGAAGGUUUUGGGGGGAGCGCAGAUAAGCCUCUCCCAACAAACUAUUUUCUCAAUAUCAUGAUUGUGAUUGGUGUUUUGGCAAUUGUGACAUCUUUGCUUGGAAACUGAGAUGGCUUUGGUUUGAUCUUGUAGAUAUUUUGAGUACUUUGUAUCGGCAUUAUUGAGAAUGAAAAUUUUGACAGUCAUAUAUGCAAAAUUUGAAAUUUUCACUGCUA